Molecule: messenger RNA, 1628 nt
Organism: Dermacentor silvarum
Lineage: Eukaryota; Metazoa; Arthropoda; Arachnida; Ixodida; Ixodidae
Exons: 4
Coding region: 48-1628 (526 amino acids)
Biological process (GO): transmembrane transport
Molecular function (GO): transmembrane transporter activity
Source: RefSeq, a predicted model, not a curated record
CAGUGACGUGCAGCCAAGCAACCGUGAUAGUAUCCGAAGCGGUCGCUAUGGAUGCCAGGACCGGCAAGUCUCUGCGCCUUCGCCUGCAAGACAGUCGCAGGAGCUGGUUCACGCUGGCAAUGUGCACGGUCAUGCUCCACACUGCAACUCUAGGAAACCGUUCGCAGGGCGCCCUGUACGUCGGCAUGCGGGAACAUUUCGGUGCCAGCCACAGCGACGCCUCAUUCCCGCCAUCGCUGCAGUCUUCACUCUGUCUAGUUGGAGGAAUUUUCACCAGCCUCCUGUGCGAGGUGGUUUCGCUACGACACAUGGCUCUCGGCUGCUCUCUGAUUUCGUCUCUGGCCCUCAUAGUGUGCUACUUCGGCGUUACCGUGUCCUUCAUUUCAUUCUUCUUCGGGGCAGUACAAGGACUGGCAGCCAGCGGCAUGUUCGUGGUCACAUCCGUGGUGGUGGGCGAGUACUUCGUUCGAUGGCGAGCCACAGCGUACGCCAUUUCCUCUGCCGCCAAGAGCUCCCACUUUCUGACUCCAUUUGCGGCCAAUCACAUUCGAGUGCACUACGGCACCCCCGAGAUAUUUCUGCUGCUGGGUGCUCUGUCACUCAACGGAUUCGUGGCUGCUCUCCUCGUGAGGACACCGCCAUGGCGUCUCAAAAGAAAAGGCGCUGUGCCCACGUGUUCCAUACCUGGGGCGACCAACGAACAGUCCCUAAAAAGCGUUCAAGAUAAGAGGGCAGACGUCACACCGGCUGGAAUUGACAUCUCGGUGACAUCUGAUGUUGCGGGUGCUACCGAAUCCUUACUGCGGGAUAUCCCGGAAGGUCAGCAAGCAAGUGGGGCUUGCCGCACUCUUGAUGACAUUGAGACCUCUCUUCCAGGACAGAGCCUACUUGUCGCAUACCCGUGUAAAGUCUCCAUCACGUGUAUAAAAGUGCAGCACAUUGACGAUGGUUGCCCGGCGAUCAGCAUCUCAAGAUCUGCAACACCAUGGUGCAAAAUCAUGGCGUUCUUGAGAAAUUUCGUCAGCUCUUUCGUUAAAAAAAACUGGAAGGUUAUCGCGACACCGCUGUACCUCUUUGACACUCUGUCAUUUUCAGUUCAGAACUACUCCCUGUCCAACUUCGUUCUUUUUUACCUGGACGUGACGAUAGACUGCGGCAUAGACGCAAGCUUCGCGGGGUACCUUCUCCUCGCAUUUAAUGUUAGCGUCGUGCUGGGAGGCCUGGUCAUUGGAGUGGUGGUAGAUCGACGCCUGUUGUCUUUGAACGCCGCGGUGAUGCUGGGUCUCUGUGGCAACGCGGCAGCCUGCGAAGGCCUCGUCUGGUCCCUCUCUGGCGGUCAGCUCCUAGCGUGCGCCGUCGUACAGGGCCUAAGCUGCGGCGUGAUGGCGCCGAUGGCCUGCCCCGCUCUCAUCAGGGACUUCGGCUGCGAGAACCUUUCUCUAGCGAUCGGCGGAUGUUACACGGUGAUGGGAGUCGUGCUACUCGGCAGACCGCCACUUGUAGGCUACUUUAAAGACACCCUGGGAUCGUAUGACGGCAUUCAGCACAUCUUCGCCUCGCUAAAUGCUUUUCUAGCAAUCAUGUGGAUGAUUAGGCUUCUGCGGUCAAAGCGUACUAAUUGCACGUAA